This is a messenger RNA of Penaeus chinensis, 1007 nucleotides long. RefSeq lists its product as uncharacterized. The coding region runs from base 35 to 961 and encodes 308 amino acids. NCBI's taxonomy places the organism in Eukaryota, Metazoa, Arthropoda, Malacostraca, Decapoda, Penaeidae. The record is from RefSeq and is a predicted model, not a curated record. The transcript is spliced from 2 exons.
GGCGGACUAGUUACUCGUCUGGACGUUGUGCAUAAUGGAAAUCUUCCUGACCACCGUGAGCAUUACCCUUUUGUGCUCCCACGCCUUCGCUGCGAGUAGCUACUUGGGACUUGCCCACGGGACGCCACUCGGAGGAUUUUCGCAACACGGUUUCAUCCCCGGUGGUCUUUAUAACAACGGUGCAUCCCUUGUCAACAACGGACUACCACUGGGACAUUUACCAGGACCGAUAUACGGAAAUGGAGGCUACUUGGACUACGCAUACGGCACUGGUGCACAUUUUGGAAAUCCAUAUGGAAAAGCAAGGUUUCUCAAAUACUUAUACGGAAACCGACUAGGACUUGUCAACCCAUUUGGUGGAGUUAGCGAGGCUGAGGAUGAAAGAUCGUCUGGCUCUGGAUCAGAGAGCGCGCUUGGUUCUACAAAUGGCGCAGAUUUUCUUUCCAACAAUCAAAACGUGGAUUCCACUCGAACUGGAAUUCGUGGUUUACAUUCCAGUCCUAUUGCUGGCUUGGGUGGCUUCCCUUCCGCUCUUCUUCCUCACACUUCCAGUGUUGCUUUAAGAACUUACCCUUAUGCUCUUGGACCUCACACUCACAUUGCUGGUUUCGGAGGAUUCCCUUAUGGUGCUGGACAUCACACCUCUGUUGCUUUUAGUGGAAUCCUCCCUAAUGUUGGAGCUGCAGGCGCAUUCCCUUAUGGUCUUCAACCUCACACCCCUAUUGAUUAUUUAACUGGAUUCCCUUAUGGUGUUGGACCUCACUCUCCCAUUGCUGCUUCAACUGGAUUCCACACAGGUCUUGGGCCUUACACUUCAGUUGCAGGUCUGGGUGGACUGUCUCCUUAUCUUGGACCGUACGCUGCUGGUGCUGGUUUUGGCAGACUCAACGCAGCUUUUGGACAAAAUACCCCCAACGCAGCCAACAUGUCUUCAGGGAACAUGGAAGCACAGAACGAGUGACCAGUUAAGACAGAAGAUAUCUGUAUGAUAAUAAAAUGACUUCCAA